Astyanax mexicanus (Mexican tetra) is the source of this 916-nucleotide messenger RNA. RefSeq names its product NACHT, LRR and PYD domains-containing protein 3-like. The record is from RefSeq and is a predicted model, not a curated record. The coding region runs from base 41 to 916 and encodes 291 amino acids. NCBI's taxonomy places the organism in Eukaryota, Metazoa, Chordata, Actinopteri, Characiformes, Acestrorhamphidae. The transcript has 5 exons.
UGCAGUGUCCAGCUGUGAGUGAAUGAAAGAAGAAUAAACGAUGGAUCUUCAGAACUCCAGCAGUGGAGCAGGACUCCCUGUCCUAAAGAAGAAGAGAACAGCAUCUCCAGCCCCCAGUGGAGUGUCUAUGAAGAGUGAUCGGUCCAUGGGGAAUCCUCCUAAUUUCAGCAGUGAAGCUGUGACCUCUGACCCAAAGAGGAAGAGAGCAGCAUCUCCAGCCCCCAGUGGAGUGUCUAUGAAGAGUGAUCGGUCCAUGGGGAAUCCUCCUAAUUUCAGCAGUGAAGCUGUGACCUCUGACCCAAAAGAGAAGAUUACACUGAAUGUCCUGAGGAAGACGAACGAGAAAGACCUCCCUACCACACUAGAGAGCAAAUUGGCCCCGGCUUGUCAACCAAAGCUCAAAUCCACACUGAGGGAAAAAUGUCAGAGAAUUAAUGAAGGAAUCACAAAUCCUGGAACCUCAGUCCUCCUGAAUGAGAUCUACACAGAGCUCUACAUCACACAGGGAGGGGGUGGAGAGAUCAAUCAGGAACAUGAGGUAAGACAGAUUGAAGAUGCAUCCAGGAAAAGGACAACACAGGAGCUUCCCAUUAAAUGUAACAACAUCUUUACACCAUUACCAGAACAGAACCAACCCAUCAGAACUGUGCUGACUAAAGGAGUUGCUGGAAUUGGAAAAACAGUCUCUGUGCAGAAGUUCAUUCUGGACUGGGCUGAUGGAAAAGCCAAUCAGGACGUCCUCUUCAUUUUCCCUCUUCCUUUUAGAGAACUGAAUCUAAUGAAGGAGAAGAAGCUCAGUCUGGUGAAUCUUCUUCAGCGCUUCUUCCCAGAAACACAAGAUUUAAAACCAAGACAUUAUAAGAGCUACAAGAUCAUGUUCAUCUUUGAUGGUCUAAUGAGUGUCGACUUCCUCUGA